UGGCCUGCCCGCUAGCCGGUCCAGCUACGAGCGCUGCGGGAGCGGGUCCCAGCUAGACCACGGUCCAGCUCUCCGGUCCGCCGCGCUCCGGCUGGGGUUCUCUGGAGGGGAAGCGCGACGAAGCGACGCGGGCAGCCGGCAGCGGGCGCGGGAAGCCGGGCAGAGGGGUCGAGGCGCGCUGCGCUGCCGCCGCGUCCUCGCCGGGUGCUGCGGGCCCCGGGCGCGCGGGGCUCGGCGGCGCGCGCACUAUGCGGGCGGACUGCCGGCCGCCGCGAUGGCGAGCCGGGCUCCGCUGAGAGCCGCGCACAGUCCGCAGGGUCCCCGAGGCCAGGCCGCGCCCGCCGCCACCGGCCGGGCCCCGCUACCCAGCGCUGGCUGCUGUCCCCUCCCUCCUGGCCGCAACUCCUCCUCCAGGCCUGGGCUGCUCCUGCUGCUGCUCCUGCUGCUCCAGGACGUUGGAGCCCAGCAAGGUGAUGGGUGUGGACACACCGUACUAGGCCCUGAGAGUGGGACACUUUCAUCCAUCAACUACCCGUACAGCUACCCUAACAGCACCGUGUGUGAGUGGGAGAUCCGAGUAAAGAUGGGAGAGAGAAUUCGCAUCAAGUUUGGUGACUUUGACAUUGAAGAUUCUGAUUCUUGUCACCUUAAUUACCUGAAAAUCUUUAAUGGAAUUGGAGUCAGCAGAACGGAAAUAGGCAAAUACUGCGGUCUGGGUUUACAAAUGAAUGGGUCAGUUGAGUCCAAAGGCAGCGAAGUCACAGUGCUGUUCAUGAGUGGAAUCCAUGCUUCUGGACGGGGAUUCUUGGCUUCAUACUCAGUUAUAGAUAAACAAGAUUUAAUCACUUGUUUGGAUAACAUAACUAAAAUUUCGGAACCUGAGUUCAGUAAAUUCUGCCCAGCUGGCUGCCUGCUCCCUUUUGCUGAAAUAUCUGGAACAAUUCCUCAUGGAUACAGAGAUUCUUCGCCACUGUGCAUGGCUGGAAUCCAUGCAGGAGUAGUGUCAAAUGUCCUGGGUGGCCAGAUCAGUGUUGUGAUUAGCAAAGGCACCCCGUACUAUGAAAGCUCCUUGGCCAACAAUGUCACUUCCGUGGUGGGCUAUUUGUCUCCGAGUCUGUUUACAUUUAAGACAAGUGGCUGUUAUGGGACUCUGGGGAUGGAAUCUGGGGUGAUUGCCGACCCCCAGAUAACCGCAUCAUCUGUGCUGGAGUGGACUGACCACAUGGGGCAGGAGCACAGCUGGAAACCGGAGAAGGCCAGGCUGAGAAAAUCUGGGCCUCCGUGGGCUGCUUUUGCCACGGAUGAGCAUCAGUGGCUGCAAAUCGACCUGAAUAAGGAGAAGAAGAUAACAGGUAUUGUAACCACUGGAUCUACCAUGGUCGAACACAAUUACUAUGUGUCUGCCUAUAGAGUUCUGUACAGUGACGACGGGCAGAAAUGGACUGUAUACAGAGAGCCUGGUGUGGAGCAGGACAAGAUAUUUCAAGGAAACAAAGAUUAUGACAAGGAUGUUCGUAAUAACUUUUUGCCACCAAUUAUUGCACGUUUCAUUAGAGUGAACCCUGUCCAGUGGCAACAGAAAAUUGCCCUGAAAGUGGAACUGCUUGGAUGUCAGUUUGCUCUCAAAGGCCGUCUUCCAAAGCUUACUCAGCCUCCUCCACCUCGGAACAGCAAUAACCUCAAGAACACAACAGCUCAUCCCAAACUAGGUCGUGCCCCUAAAUUUACUCAAGUACUUCAACCUCGAAGUAGGAAUGACCUUCCUGCACAGACAGCACAGACAACUGCCACUCCUGAUAUAAAAAAUACGACCGUAACUCCCAAUGUAACCAAAGAUGUCGCACUGGCUGCCGUUCUUGUUCCUGUGCUGGUCAUGGCUCUCACCACGCUCAUCCUCAUUUUAGUGUGCGCGUGGCAUUGGAGAAACAGAAAGAAAAAAACUGAAGGCACCUAUGACUUACCGCACUGGGAUCGGGCAGGUUGGUGGAAAGGCGUGAAACAGUUUCUCCCUGCCAAAUCCGUGGAACAUGAGGAGACGCCAGUUCGCUACAGCAAUAGUGAAGUUAGUCACCUGAGCCCGAGAGAAGUCACCACAGUGCUCCAGGCUGAUUCUGCAGAAUAUGCACAACCCCUCGUGGGAGGAGUCGUGGGCACGCUCCAUCAGAGAUCCACCUUUAAACCUGAGGAGGGAAAAGAAGCAGGCUACGCAGACCUGGAUCCCUACACCUCUCCAGUGCAGGAAGUGUACCACGCCUAUGCGGAACCGCUGCCCAUCACGGGGCCUGAGUACGCAACCCCGAUCGUCAUGGACAUGUCAGGGCACCCCACAGCCUCAGUUGGUCUGCCCUCCACGUCUACUUUCAAAACAGCAGGGAACCAACCUCCUCCCGCUUUAGUGGGAACUUACAACACACUUCUCUCCCGGACUGACAGCUGCUCCUCGGGCCAGGCUCAGUACGACACCCCGAAAGGUGGGAAGCCAGCCGCUGCCCCAGAGGAACUGGUGUACCAGGUGCCACAGAGCACCCAGGAAAUAUCAGGAGCAGGAAGGGAUGAGAAGCGUGAUGCUUUGAAAGAAAUCCUUUGAAGGUGGUGCUGCUUUUGACGAAGCAUCCAUUUAAAGCACAUGGCUUUUUAAUCCGUAGUGUAGUGAUAGUAGAAUGUAUUAUGUAUCUGUCACUGACGUGGUUAGGGGAAUGUGGUGACCGAGGUACAAGAAACUACUUACCUUGCCAUCUUGCUUUAAAGGUGUUACUGUGUGGCACAGUUCCUGCUUGCCUGUUACACUUCAAACAUCCUGUUUGUUACUACUGUAAGACACUAUUUUUAAUACCGAAAAAGCUCCCUAUAAUGCACUUCAAAGAACCUGAGAAUCACUGAGUAUUUAUUACCAAUGCUGCAGGUACAUUAAUGAACUUGAGAUGGUUCUGUAAGCCUUGCUGGCAAUAAUGCAUGGUACUGUUCUUGAAAUUAUCAAAUGGCUUGAAAUUCUCCCUUUGUGAAAGGUAGGUACUAUCAUGUUCUCCUCUUUCAACCCUGUAUUCCUGUCUGCAAUCUUUUCUCCUCAACAGCGGUCCAUAACCAUCGUCAUAGCUGCAGGCGUGUGCACUGCUCUGUAUUUCCCUAGGAAGGUGCAUAGCUGGAGCACAUGGCCUUGCAGUACGCUGGGUGACUGACUUCUCCUUUGGUAACACUCUUUUAACACCAGGUGGCUCAGGACCUGGUCUCGCCUCUGCUCAUCCCACCCAGGACCAUUUGUGGCCUCAUUCUAUCCUGUGUUUAUAAAUGCUGGUGGUCCCUUUCAGUAGGCAGUCUUUAGGUCUUCUUCCCAUGGAAAUGGGGGAGAAGCCACUUGGUCCCUCCACUCCCCUCUGCAGAGAUAUAUAAAAAUUGAAGGGAGACUAAACUUAGUUAACCUCCUUGAUUUUAUUUACAUACAAGCCCAAAUACAAAAAUUUUCUCUGAGUCCCAAGGUAUUUUAUAAUUUUUAUCAUAAUUUGUUUCUAUUUUCUUCAGUAAACUAUUACAAGAAAAAGAAAAAACCAGUAUGAACCAGACCUGAUGGCUCAGGCCUGCGAUCCUAAGACCUGAGAGGCUGAGGCAUUAGGAUCCCAAGUUCAGUGCUUUGAAGUCUAACUUCAGGAUGAACCCAGGCUACUCAUAAAAUCCUGUCUCAAAAUAAGAAAGGGGCAGGGAUAUUGUCUUAGUGGUUUGUGCUUGCCUACAGUAAAUGUGAGGCCCUAGAUUCAGUCCUAGUACUAAAAAGAGAAAAGAGGGUCAACAUGCAUUCUUCAGUUGUGUCUAAUUCUGUGGAGAGAGGCCUAAGUGUCAGACCUGGUUGACCAGUGUCAUCACUUUUGAACUGACACGAUUCUCCCCAGCAGCUUGUCACUGUUUGAGCAUAACCUGCCCAGACUCGUGUCAGAUAGGGUUGAUUAGAUAUUAUAAUGGGUUAGCCUACAGUGCAGAAACCACCUUCUCAUAUCUGUAGGCUGGCAAGAUAACUGAAGAAGCCCAUCAGAUGUAGACAUAAAAUUCCGUAUCCCUGUCCACAAACCUGUUGGUUGGCUUAGUUGUAAAGUAUAUCAGGCCAUCAGGUCCUGGCCUUUUUCCUCAGCUUAUACCAUCCAGGUUCUGCAUUGCUGAACUUUACUAAAUUUGGAUAGUGGUAGCCAGUAUUGACUCUGCUCCCUUCCACAAGUACAUCAGUAUUUUAAAACAUUGCUUCAGAAACAGAGUUGUCUGUUUCUGCAGGUUCCCUGCCUUUGCCCCUAAUAUGAUUUUUUUUUUAUUGUAAUUUGCCUUUUGUUGAGGCACAAUUUCAUUCAUUGAAAAAUCAAUGCAUAUUUUGUUUCAAGGUAAUGAAGCAAAAAGCACAGAUAUUAAACUCGUACUGAAACAUUUGAGAAUGUGUAAAGCACACGGUGCAGUUGUCCCUUUUCAGGUGGGAGCAAAGUAAACGAUUUGCUGUUUUAUUUUUAUUCAUGCUUAGUAGGCAGAGUAUAGUUUUCUUGGAGUCCGAUUCCCAUUGGAAGCUUUAAGAGAGACAUUUUGAAGAUGAAGUCAUUUUCCCAAAGAAGCUUGCUAUUUUGUGUAACUGUGUCUCAGAUCAUUUUCCCCAGAACGUUCUUAAAAUAAAGCUAGGCCAUGUUCUCGUAUGAUGCAUAUUGUAAGACUUGAUUCAUAUUGCCACUGUGCUGUCUUCAGCUCUACCAAUGGUUUUCAUAAAAUACCUGGUUAUUUUUAUAUUUUUUUUUACUUUGCAGAUGAGCUGAGCCUAAUUCAAAUGAUUUUCUCUGGUUUUGUAUUUUUGUUUAUGUAAUAUAGAUUGUUUUUGGUUCUCAGUCACUUACAUGUCUGAUACAGAGCUUUGGAAGACAAUCAAGUAAAAUGUGAAAGGAACCUUUUCUUGACCAAACUCUUGAUUUUUUUUUAAUUGUUAGCUUGAAAUACUCAAUACUUAAGUCACUGUGGUUUUAUUCAGUUUUCCUUUUCCUGAUAAUACAAUUAUAGAAAUAUAUAGUCAGCAGUGUGGCAAGUGUGACCUUUGGAGGUUUCAGAAAAUUAUACUGACUUGGCUGUUACUUGAUCUUUGGAAGCAGCACAGAGAAAGAUGUUAACUCUGGUUUGCAUUUUAUCAAAUGCUGUUCGUAGAUCCAGAUAGUUCCUGUUGAAUGUGCCAGGUCUAGUCCAGUUAUUUCAUUCAUGUUUCACUGUUUGCACUUUGCAUUGAACAAUGGGUUUAUUCGCUGUUCACUGAGAGAAUUUAUACAGUCAUGACGGUUAUGAUGUGUUCUACGUCUGUGCAUCUCCUCUCCCUGUCCCAGCGACGAAGUAUUAAAUAUGGUUGUGGCCACAGAGCUGUGGUCAGGGAUUGAGCGAGAGCUUCUUUGCCUUGGCUCCACAUUAUCACCUGGGGAGUAGAAAACUAAAGCAGACAAGACCACUAGAAAGAACCCAGAGACUAUGGGGGAUUAAUGAAGCUCUGUAGAGGAGCUGUUAAUUCUGCCUUUUGGUUUUGAACUUGAAAAGUCCCUAAACUGCAAACCUAGGGGGUUGGGUGGUUAGAGAGUUAGAGAAUGUUUUAAGUUCACUGUGGCACCGAUUCUUAUUUAGUCCAGCUUGUGUGUAGUUUCCCUUGUUUUCCACUUUUGGCACUGGGAAUGGUAAAAAUAAAACAUGUAUUGCAAUACAGAGGAAGUGAAAAUGGCUUGACUUUCGGUUAUAUUCUCCCAGAAUGUAUUUUCUUACCUCGGCAUGUACUGUAGUCACUUGAUAUUUGUAUAUGUUGCUAGAAUUUAGGCUGUUGGAAAUAGUGAGAUUCUAAUGUGUUUUUAAUAAAUUAUAUAUGUGUGUCUUGCUCAGA
Molecule: messenger RNA, 5866 nt
Organism: Alexandromys fortis (reed vole)
Lineage: Eukaryota; Metazoa; Chordata; Mammalia; Rodentia; Cricetidae
Gene: Dcbld2
Product: discoidin, CUB and LCCL domain containing 2
Exons: 16
Coding region: 275-2587 (770 amino acids)
Biological process (GO): wound healing
Cellular component (GO): plasma membrane
Molecular function (GO): signaling receptor activity
Source: RefSeq, a predicted model, not a curated record